UUGAUCAACAACUAUACUACACGCGGCCGCGAUCCGCGAGCCGCCGACAUAUUUAACCGCCGCCCCGCUCUGGCGCUCUCGCCUCGUCGUCGUCCCCUCCUCUCCCCGGCUCGCGGCUUCUUGGUUCUUGCCCAUCCCAUCCCCUCUCUCGCCUUGCUGCCCAAACCCAACAAUCUCCCUAAGAAACGGCCGGAAGUCUCCUCCGUUUCUCCUCGUCCACUGCGACCGUCGCCGGCGACGAGCAUGGCGUACAUGGCAGCUGUCGCGCCCGUGCCCUGGUGGCCGCCUCCACCGGAGCUGGCGCCUGUGGGCUUCCCCGACGCGUCCUCUCCCGCCGGCUAUCCAAAGCCCCAAACCCUACCCUUCUUGCUAGCGCCGACCCCUCCGCCACCGCCGCCGCCGCCGCCGCUGCCUGCGGGGUACCCUCUUCUUCCUCCCCCAGCCCCGAUCAUCAUCCAGCUCCAGCCCGACCCCAGCUUCGUCGCGGAGGUGGAUCAGCGUCGCAGCAGUUCCCUUGUGCAGUUCUUGAAGGAUGAGGGGGCCGUUCCGUCGCCGGAGGAUGAAAAGAAGAGGGAGAAGGUGAUCCGAGAGCUCAAGAAGAUAGUGAUGCAUUGGGCCAACGCGGUGGCCUAUGAGCAGAGUGUGCCCCAGGGGCUGGCCACUGCUACGGUCUUGACAUACGGCUCUUACACCUUAGGGGCUCAUGGACCUGAAUCUGACAUCGAUGUACUUUGCGUUGGACCUUGUAUUGCAACACUGCAGUACCAUUUCUUUGUUGUUUUGAGACAACUUCUUGAGGGCAGACCUGAAGUAUCAGAACUGCAAACUAUUGAGAAGGCUAAGGUUCCCUUGAUGCGAUUUAGAUUUACUGGAAUUGCAGUUGAUUUCACAUAUGCCCAGCUCCCUGUUAUUGAUGCAUUAAAGGCCAUAAAUACAUUUAGCACUCAACUACUACAGAAAAUAGACACACGGAGCUGGAGGAGUUUAUCUGGAGUUCGUGUCAAUGAACAAAUUGUUCAGCUAGUACCAAAUGCGGAGAAGUUUCAAGCUCUGUUGCGAUGCAUCAAACUGUGGGCUAGGAAAAGAGGACUUCAUUGUCAUUAUCUUGGCUUCUUUGCUGGGAUUCAUUUAGCGAUCCUUGCGGCUUAUGUCUGUCGGAAAUUUCCAGAUGCCAGUGUCAAUGGUUUGUUCGCAGUGUUCUUUCAGACUUUUGCUCACUGGCCUUGGCAAGUUCCAGUAAGUCUACAUGAUGAGCCAACUACCUCCUUGCAUUCAGAGGGGCUUCUCAUGCCCAUAGUGAUGCCUUGUACCCCGCCAGAGUUUUGUGUGUCCAAUGUGACAAGAGGCAGCUUCAAAAAAAUAAGAGAGGAACUUACACGUGGUUAUGCUUUGACAAGGGAUUCAUUGAGACAUGAUUUCCAGUGGACCUGGCUUUUUGAACCCUUUCCAUAUGAUAAAAAAUAUCAACAGUUUCUUCGCAUUGCUUUAUGUGCGCCAACAUUUGCCGAGCUACGAGACUGGGCUGGAUGGGUGAAAUCUCGAUUCCGUCUCCUGAUUCUAAAGCUGGAAAGAGCUGGCAUUGAGUGUGAUCCAUGCCCCUCGGAGGAAGUUGAUCAUACAGACAAUGACCCUAACGUAGUCUUCUACUGGGGCCUCAUCCCUGAAAGAAUCAUUCAGGUUGACACUAGCUCCCUGAAAGAAGAUUUCAUGGAAAGCAUCACCAAUGAUGUCUAUGGCACGGUGAAGUGCACGCAUUCAGAUGUGACAAUAUCUGUGGUUGGGCUGCCACAGUUGCCAAAGAGUAUGCGCAGCCAUGUUCACUGGCAGUACAUGCAGCGUUGUAUGAUGGCCUACGAGGGCACAGAUGAAGGCCAGAGCGCAGGUUGGCUAGGACUUGGUUAGAUCGUAACCAGGACUGAGAGGGACAUGUUCCCAUUUUCCACGGCAACCGUGUACAGAGUUGAUGAGGUUUUUUUUUCUUCCCCUAGCACAGGGAUCCAAGAUCAUGGGCUGGGUAUUCUUUUGAGCUGAGGGGGGAUGCAUGAGUGCUUGUGUGCUCAUGAACAUCGGAUCACUGACCAGUAAAAGAUCAAAGAGUAGGUGUAUAGCAUUGGCAUGUAAAAAAACUUAGGUCUGUCGGCGCAAGUGUACAUUUCUUCUGUGUUCUAACUGUUGCUGGAUCCUGAUUCAUUGAAAUUUUGCAAUGGCUAAGAUGUGUAUAUAUAAUUCUGGGUA
Sorghum bicolor (sorghum) is the source of this 2235-nucleotide messenger RNA. Its product is annotated as nuclear poly(A) polymerase 3. The transcript has 10 exons. NCBI's taxonomy places the organism in Eukaryota, Viridiplantae, Streptophyta, Magnoliopsida, Poales, Poaceae. The record is from RefSeq and is a predicted model, not a curated record. Bases 244 to 1902 code for a protein of 552 amino acids. Gene Ontology annotation, cellular component: nucleus. Gene Ontology annotation, molecular function: poly(A) RNA polymerase activity; RNA binding.